Oppiella nova is the source of this 465-nucleotide messenger RNA. NCBI's taxonomy places the organism in Eukaryota, Metazoa, Arthropoda, Arachnida, Sarcoptiformes, Oppiidae. The record is from the annotation of a GenBank genome assembly.
AUGAAACAAAUAGUGUAUGUAAACUAUUCGCCAGGAAAUAUUGCAGUGAUGGACGGCACCGACCUGACCCUGACGCAGGUUAAGUCCCAACCGGUGGUGCACUGGCCCGUUGACAGUAACGCCUACUACACACUGGCAAUGAUAGAUCCCGACGCCCCCUGUCGAGCCUUUCCCAUAAUCUCUCAGAUCAAGCACUGGCUGGUCAUCAAUAUCCCGGGCGCUGAUGUUGCAAAUGGUCGAACAUUAGCCGAGUAUUAUACACCGGCACCACCACCUGGAUCAGGGUAUCAUAGAUAUGUGUUUUUGGUGUACAAACAGCCAGCGCUUAUCAACACGACUGAGCCCACAGUUACCAGUAGUUCGAUAACGGGUCGACUAUUCUUUAAAAUAAGGGACUUCGCGAGGGCUCACAAUUUGGGUGAACCCGUAGCCGUCAACUACUUUAAAGCCAAGUUUGAGAACUAG